This is a messenger RNA of Homalodisca vitripennis (glassy-winged sharpshooter), 474 nucleotides long. RefSeq names its product protamine-like. Gene Ontology annotation, biological process: sperm DNA condensation; spermatogenesis. The record is from RefSeq and is a predicted model, not a curated record. The transcript has a single exon. The coding region runs from base 73 to 387 and encodes 104 amino acids. Lineage: Eukaryota; Metazoa; Arthropoda; Insecta; Hemiptera; Cicadellidae.
AGUUCAGUAACUGAAAUCUAAAAAUUGUCUGGAUUGACUCAAAAUUAUCAGUGCCGGUACUCCUUUCCCGAAAUGGCGAGAAGAAAGUGGAAGUGCGGCGGCCGCUUGAGGAAGUAUCUCUGUGCGAGGAAGCGUAAAGCCACGACUCGCAGGUGCUGCCGAGGUGGGAUUCGCUCUAAAGUCACGAUCUGCAACCGGAACUGGAGGCGAAUCUCCGUGAAGCCCUUCGUGAACUUCCUGCGCCAGUACCGCAAGGGCAAGUACGGCUGGCCCAUUACCAAGUUGGUCAGGAGAGCCCGGGAGCAAUGGUGCAAAAUGUCGAAGAGUGAGAAAAGGAAAUACAUCAUGGAGGCUUGCCGCGCCAAGAAGAGGGGAUACCGCACCUGAAGGUUGGCCAUUAUCCCUAACUUUAUCCUGAUUCGUUGUUCACAAUAAGAAAUGUUUUGGUCGCUUUAAAUAAAUAUUUGUUGUGUA